GAGAUGAGUGACAAAACGAGCAAAAUCUGCCCCUUUCUCAUCCAAUCCAAUCCGAUCUGAUCUGAUCUGAUUCACUCACAACAGCACCUUUCCCCCCCACAGGCCAAAUCUGUUCUUCCUUUUUCGUCUGCGGCAAGCGGAACAGGUCAUGGACAGGCGCGGAUCAUUCCAACGUUCUCGCUAAAAUGGGAACCGCCUACAUCAGCGUUACGUGGUGCCAGAUCUGGAUUAACUGGGGACACGGCCAUCGGAAUAUGGACCCAUCUGGAUUGGUUUGCACAUUUCGCCGUCGAUGCUCGGCUUCGGGACUUACCCCUGGUGUUAUUGAUGGAGCCAUCACUCAUCAGUAUCUCUGCUGUUCAGGAACUGGUGUCACUAUGAUAUGGCGGGCUUUAGCACUGGUGUUCAGGUUAAUUUAUAUAGUUGCAACAUGUGGAUGCAAACAUGUCUUGCAUGGUAUUUUACAUCUAGAUGUGGGAGAUCCUGAAGUAUUUAAUGUCUAUUGUGAUACCAGAAUUAAUUAUAUAGAUUUGGAAGAAUUUGAGUGGUGUUACUUUGAACAACUAUUUGUUUAUUUCUUUGUGCUCUGAACAACUAUUUGUUUGUUCCCUAAAUAUGCAGUUUCUGGAAGAAUACUCAUCGGAGCAGCUUUUAUCUUUUGUGUAGCGUUUGAUGAACUCACAUUAAUUAAAGAUUUGCAGGCAUUCUGCCCCUAAAUGAUUUGCAUCUGCAUUUUGUCAAUCCUUUUUAUCCUAAGCUCUUGCUUUCCCUAGAAAUCAUUGAAUAUAUGAACCCAUGUUUGUUAACAUAGUCGAUUUGCAUCUAUCGUGUGGCCACGUGAAUAGAAUGAAGCAACUAAUAUGGCAAUCAACUCUGAAAAGUUCCCUGCAGAUAUAUAAAGAAAGUGGCUACUAUUGUGCUUCAACUUUGGUAGAUUCAACUCUCUGUCGUUCCCCCCUUUAUCUGCUAGUUAGACACCAAAA
Messenger RNA from Syzygium oleosum, 983 nucleotides. RefSeq lists its product as uncharacterized. Lineage: Eukaryota; Viridiplantae; Streptophyta; Magnoliopsida; Myrtales; Myrtaceae. The record is from RefSeq and is a predicted model, not a curated record. The coding region runs from base 186 to 590 and encodes 134 amino acids. The transcript has 4 exons.